Medioppia subpectinata is the source of this 529-nucleotide messenger RNA. The record is from the annotation of a GenBank genome assembly. Lineage: Eukaryota; Metazoa; Arthropoda; Arachnida; Sarcoptiformes; Oppiidae.
CCAUCCCAUCGAACCAACAAUGGAUUCGUUUACCAAUAAGAAUAUAUUGAAAGAUAAUAUGAAUAAUGGGUUUCUGAAUGAGAGGGACUCUCGAAGAGGAUUGUUUGAUGAGAUGAAACGAGUCGAAGAGGAAUCACUCGUCAGCACUAAAGAGACGUUGGGUUUGAUUCUCGAGAGCGAAAAGAUUGGUGUGAAAACUGGUCGAGAGUUAGUCCGACAAAGAGAGACAUUGAAUAGAGUGGAGGACAAGUUGGUGUCCAUUGACGGCAGUUUAGAUGAGACACAAAAGCAUUUAAAAUCCAUAAAAAGUGUUUUCGGAGGUUUUAGAGAACUUUUCUCGAAGAAAAAGUCAAUCAAUAAUAAUAUCAAUAAAAAUAUGGGAAUUGAAAGACUAAAACAAUUGUCAUUAGGUUUGGGCAAUGAAAUUGAUUCGCAAAACUCAUUGAUCGACAGAAUCAGUAAACAGACAGAAAAGGCUGAAAUCCGGGUUAAAGAGCAAAACCAACAAAUGACUCGUAUAUUGAGGAAA